Molecule: messenger RNA, 1251 nt
Organism: Ectocarpus siliculosus
Lineage: Eukaryota; Phaeophyceae; Ectocarpales; Ectocarpaceae
Source: the annotation of a GenBank genome assembly
AUGAGCUGGUACAUCGUUUGUGUUUUUCACUCUGGUCGCAGGAAGCCGAGCGAGGUGCUUGAACCGCACAGGCGUCGGGCGGUGGUGGUUUGGACUGUGUCGGUGGUCGCCAUCUUCGCAUAUUCCGGCUGGCUAUGCUACAAAGCAGCGGAGAAGGCGAAGGCGCCCGACACGUCUUUCGUAUUGACGAACGAGGUAUACAAGUUCCCCGACCUCUGGAUUUGCCUGUUCGUGAACUAUGGCUGCGACGAGUGGGAACUCGAGGAAGGGUGCGUGGAUUCUGCGUGGAUGACCGAGGGGGGCGUACCGGACGCGGUGUUCUACCCCAGAGUCAAAUUGGACCAGCUACAAGAAACAACGACCGAGGAACUACAAAUCGAAGCUAUCCCCGAAAACACCGAUUAUGACAGCGAGGGAAACUACGUGGAGGAUGGGAGAGGCCAGUGCGUGAUUUUCAAGACGUCGGCUGCGACUACCUUCGUUGGACAAGAACGGGAUCCCCACGAGUACCUGGACUACGUCCAUUUGGAUCAGAUGUACUGGUACCCCGGCGGCAAAUUUGGAAACUCUACGACGUGCGUCGUUGACGGGGUCGAGUGGGCUGACCACAGGGAGUGGGUAUAUGGCUUCCUGAGCGACCCCGAGGACCCCGCAGCGAUUUCAACAGGAUUUCCGUUGUCCUACAGCUGCAUCACGAACACCUCCAACACCCACAUCUUCAACACGCUAGGCAUUGGGCUUACCAACCAGAACAAGUUCAUGGAGGAUGACAUUUCAUCGUACAAGGCGCUAUUUACGAACUUUGGGGUUCACAAGAAUACGGUGAACCCAAACGUUACCAUGCCGUACGCCCACCUGUCUCUGGAGAUGAAGCAGCAGGCUGACUCUUGGGAGAUCAUCACAGAGUCCAAUCCGUACGAAUUCGCCGAGAUGUUCGGUAACAUUGGCGGGUUUUGGGAUCUUCUUCUUAUACUGUGGCCCUUAUGCUUCGUCGCGACCACUCAACAAGAUCCCCACCUCAAACCUCGCACCUUCAAGAAGUCAGUCAUCAGGGGGGCCGAACGCGCGGCGGGUGUUACCAAAGUGAUAGCGCGUGCGGCGCCGAUAAGACACUCCAGUUCAAUGACCGCAACGCCCGCAGUAGAUGGAUUCGAAGAUCAAGAAGUAGUGCCCGCGUGGGAGGGACAACCUGUGCAAAAACAGCGGCCCCUCCAAUUAGCCACCAACUGGCAGGACGCGCGCCGCUCUUGA